UGCAGCACUGUUUGUGUUUGUAGCGGGAUUGAAAGCAGGGCUAACGUAUCCUUGUUUGUGAGAAUACAGCUGUUGAUUUCCAACGUGAUUCCUUUACUAAAUAAAAUAUUGCACCUUGAUGCGACGAAUAGCUGUCAGAUUCCCAUCAAAGCUAACCGUUGGUCUUAACCAGCUCUGUGUGAAUCGUGUAGCAUUAGCCUGUUAUAGCAAUGUGAUAGGUGAACGAGAAACUUGAGAGCAUCCUGCAAAUUUAUUCAAGAUUGUAAUAUUGCGUUAACACAUGGCAUCUCGUCAGGCUUUCACAGACUCCGACACUGCAGAUGAAGCAGUUCGGGCAACAUGCGACGACGCAUCGACAUGUAAAAGAUUUGCAACCAGCAAAGGCUACUGGUCAGAUCCCUUUAUCCAGUAUUUUGUGAGGUCGCCAGGUGAGCGAAAAGCUCCAGAAAUCAACAGAGGUUAUUAUGCCCGAGUUCAUGGAAUGAAUCAUCUGCUGGACGCUUUUCUCAGAAAAACAGAAUGCAACUGUCAAGUGGUAAAUCUAGGAGCAGGGUUGGACACCACCUUCUGGAGAUUACAGGGAAAGAACAUGAUGCCGAAAAAAUAUUUUGAAGUUGACUUCUCAAUGAUUGUAGCAAGAAAAAUACACAACAUCAAAACCAAGCCACCUUUAUCCAAACAGCUUAUCGAGACACACUCCACCGACUCUCUUCUCUUUGAUGGCCACAGCCUGGACUCUGACAGAUACUGCAUCAUCGGUGCGGACCUCAGGGACCUGGCAGGCCUGGAGGAGAAGCUGAAGAAGUUUCAGUUGAACACUGAGUUACCCACGCUGUUCAUGUCGGAGUGUGUACUAGUCUACAUGACACCUGAUCACUCCUCCAACCUGGUGCACUGGAUAGCAGAAACCUUCCACACCGCCAUGUUUGUCAACUACGAGCAGGUGAACAUGGCGGACCGCUUUGGCCAGGUGAUGGUGGAGAACCUGCAGAGGCGCCAGUGCACCCUGGCCGGAGUGGAGGUGUGCCGCACGCUAGACACACAGAAGGAGCGCUUCCUGUCUAACGGAUGGGAGAAUGCCGAUGCCCUGGACAUGAUGACUGUAUACAGUAUCCUGCCACAGGACGACAUAGCCAGAAUGGAGCGUCUGGAGUUUCUGGAUGAGAAGGAGCUUCUGCAGCAGCUUCUUCAGCACUACUGCAUCUGCUGGGCGUCUAAAGACAAGCUUAGGCUGGGACUGGCCCAGCUCGCCUUCUGACGUAUCGAUGUGACGACGGACAGACAGCCAAAACAGCUGGCCUGUGAAGAUGCCUCCAAGUGCCAUUCUCAGUUACCGCGCCGCAACCAAGGACCGUGGAGAGGAGAGGAAGACGGAGGUCGUCUUUGAACAAUGGGGUGUCCUCUCAUUGACGCGACAAUAAAACGUGGAAACAACCACCAUCAGCAGUUUAGUCUUUUUUUCUUUUUUUUGACGUGGUCUUUGUUUUCUACACCCAUGGAUGUUUUGUUUCCCUUUCUAGAUGUUUUCAUGUUGAAUUAGAUCGGAUCCUGUUGUAUUUUAGAUCAAAGCAAAGAUUGCACAAACACAUAUGAAUUGUGUAGCUUUUAUACCACUGGAACUGUGAUAGCCAUCGCCUAACUACUUUUAAUGGUAGAGUGUCUUUUUUAGCAGGUUAUUUCCAGAGUUUAUGCUGCUCAUUCAAGAUUGUCUUUUUUAUGUGUAUUUACCACCAUCAAUUGCUAAAUAUAUCAAUAGGUGGAUCUUCUCCAUGUCCAUCAUUUAGAAUUAUCAUCAUGUCAUCUUUGGCUGCAAAAUAUUCUUUAAUUACUUAGUUCAGACUCACGAAAAUCUAAUUUGCGAAUGGGCAGCAUAUAUUUUGAAAAUAAACAGCUGGAAUUACAUAUUCUUACUUUAAGACAGCAUUUGGCUUUUGACAGCCCUUUUUUUAUAAGGUUAAUUUAUUUUUACGGUUUGCUUCCUCUAGAAAUCAAUAAGGUUGUUGGAACACUCAAUGUUGCUGAAAUGAUUUCAUUGUUGAAUGCUCCAAUGCUAGUUGUGUGUCUUCUGCAUGGUAUUGCUUUUGCUGUGGAUAUUUUUGCAGUGUUUUAAAGAGGACCCAUUCGCUGUUUAAAUUAAAGUUUUUGUUUUAGCAUGAACAGAGUUACUGA
Molecule: messenger RNA, 2169 nt
Organism: Engraulis encrasicolus (European anchovy)
Lineage: Eukaryota; Metazoa; Chordata; Actinopteri; Clupeiformes; Engraulidae
Gene: lcmt1
Product: leucine carboxyl methyltransferase 1
Exons: 11
Coding region: 281-1258 (325 amino acids)
Biological process (GO): C-terminal protein methylation
Cellular component (GO): cytosol
Molecular function (GO): protein C-terminal leucine carboxyl O-methyltransferase activity
Source: RefSeq, a predicted model, not a curated record